AUGCCAGUUGAAGAACUGCUGUCGCUGGACGACCCAGCACACUAUAAACGGCCUCUGGCUACCUUGACAGAUCUCGGUCUGUCGAGAAAGAUCGAUCCCGAGAACCCUCAACUUGUGACGAGAUGUGGGUCGGAAGACUACGUACCGCCAGAGCUGCUGAUGGGCCAGCCAUAUGACGGGAGACAGACAGACUCAUGGGCUCUUGGAGUGCUGCUUUACGCUGUAAUGGAAGGACGCCUGCCUUUUGACCCGCCGAAGAACGUGGGUGGAGGACGGUCGCGAGGACGGACCGCGCAUAGAAUCGCCCGUGUCGAGUGGUCGUGGAUCGCGUUUAAAAACGAUCCACCCCAGGAGAAGCUGCCAUACAGCGAGGAAUGGGUCGGCGGAAUGGAAAUUGUUGAGGGGUGUCUACAAAAGCGAGACCUCCGUUUGCGAGCAGUGGAUAUAGCCGAGAUGCCCUGGGUCAAAAAAGCAGUCUGCGAACUCGAACGCAGCGAUUUAUUGCCCGUCAGCGACAUCUUCGUUGACGGUGACUAA
Molecule: messenger RNA, 537 nt
Organism: Sugiyamaella lignohabitans
Lineage: Eukaryota; Fungi; Ascomycota; Dipodascomycetes; Dipodascales; Trichomonascaceae
Gene: PRR1
Product: serine/threonine protein kinase PRR1
Exons: 1
Coding region: 1-537 (178 amino acids)
Biological process (GO): intracellular signal transduction; protein phosphorylation
Cellular component (GO): cytoplasm
Molecular function (GO): ATP binding; protein serine/threonine kinase activity
Source: RefSeq, a predicted model, not a curated record